AUGGAACCAGAAUUUUUAUGCUUUACAAAAGAAUCUCUCACGAGAUCAGAUGUACAACGUAACUUAGAGAUACCUAACGGUGCGUCUUUUCUACCACCCGGGAAUGAAGUCAUGAUUGUACGUGACCAAGCCGGAACCAAGUAUGAGUUUAUAGCAUCAGAGAGGAGGGGUGGGCGGCGGGCUCUGACGUGGGACUGGCAUGACUUUGCCGUGGCAAAGAAUCUUCAGGUUGGCGACUCCCUAAGAAUGUAUUGGUCCGGGAAUGAGAAUGAAUAUGUGGUGCAGUUGGGCACCAAACUCUUUGGAGAUCACAUAGUUUGGCUACAAGAAUAA
Molecule: messenger RNA, 333 nt
Organism: Ilex paraguariensis (yerba mate)
Lineage: Eukaryota; Viridiplantae; Streptophyta; Magnoliopsida; Aquifoliales; Aquifoliaceae
Source: the annotation of a GenBank genome assembly